Molecule: messenger RNA, 895 nt
Organism: Acomys russatus (golden spiny mouse)
Lineage: Eukaryota; Metazoa; Chordata; Mammalia; Rodentia; Muridae
Gene: Fgf20
Product: fibroblast growth factor 20
Exons: 3
Coding region: 257-895 (212 amino acids)
Biological process (GO): cell differentiation; fibroblast growth factor receptor signaling pathway; regulation of cell migration
Cellular component (GO): cytoplasm
Molecular function (GO): fibroblast growth factor receptor binding; growth factor activity
Source: RefSeq, a predicted model, not a curated record
CCCAAAAUCAGCAGCCUCAGCUCUAGAUGUUUCUGCAAAGCCACCAGCCAGCUCUCACCUACCCAGGAAGAGAAGAUCGCUUCCAAGACAGUGCACUGCACGGUCCCUGCAGGGAUCUCACAGGAGUAACCCAGCUUUAACUUUUUGUUCCUAUUUGGCUAUACUUUUUCUGCAUUCGCCUCGACACCCUCGCUACACUUUUUAUUGGAGGGUUCUCUUGUUUUCCGGAAUUUCAGUCUUCCUGUCCGGCCCCUCCAUGGCUCCAUUAACCGAAGUCGGGCCCUUCUUGGGCGGCCUGGAGGGCUUGGGCCAGCAGGUGGGGUCGCACUUCCUGCUGCCUCCCGCAGGGGAGCGGCCUCCGCUGCUAGGGGAACGUCGGGGCGCAUUGGAGCAGCGGGGCGCCCGUGGCGGGCCGGGUUCCGUGGAACUGGCGCACCUGCACGGCAUCCUCCGCCGCAGGCAGCUCUACUGCCGCACCGGCUUCCACCUGCAGAUCCUGCCCGACGGCAGCGUGCAGGGCACCCGGCAGGAUCAUAGCCUAUUCGGUAUCCUGGAAUUCAUCAGUGUGGCAGUGGGACUGGUCAGUAUCAGAGGUGUGGACAGUGGUCUUUACCUUGGAAUGAAUGACAAAGGAGAACUCUAUGGAUCGGAUAAAUUGACUUCUGAAUGCAUCUUCAGGGAGCAAUUUGAAGAGAACUGGUAUAAUACCUAUUCAUCUAACAUAUAUAAACAUGGAGACACUGGCCGCCGGUACUUUGUAGCACUUAACAAAGAUGGUACUCCAAGAGAUGGUGCCAGGUCCAAAAGACACCAAAAAUUUACCCAUUUCUUACCAAGACCAGUGGACCCAGAAAGAGUUCCAGAAUUAUACAAAGACCUACUGUUGUACACUUGA